AUGGCUCUGAGAAAUCAAGCAGAAUCUAACGAAAAGAAUGAACAUGAAGCAGAGGUUAAUACCAAAGUGGAAGAGAAAAAUUUAGCCGGGGAGUCAGAAACUGGUCUGAAAGAAGCAGAUAAUGGAGAUCAUGGAUCGGAAAAUGCUGCGAUUGUAUCAGGAAAUCCCGAAAUUGAAGUUAAUGAUGAUGACAGCGCUUUAAAUACGCCGAUUGAAAGACAAAAUGAAUCGAUGGAGUCUACUAGUUCACCACAACUGCGGGUUGCGUCAACCUCAAUCUCUUCUCGUACACCUACAUCGACACAUAACCGUCGCCAAUCGAUUAUGUCCGUGAGUUCUAAUGCCACGGUGGAUAAUACACAGAUAUUCAAAAAGGUUUUUGAGAGCAUUUUAUCCAGUAAAGAUGCAAAAAAGAAUGAGGCUCUUAAGUCAGCAGUGCAGAAGGGUCUUGAUGUAAUCAACUCCGGAUCUAAAGAUUACCUCACGAUACUAAGUGCGAUUAAGAUAACUUGCGAGAAGGCAAAUAGUGAGUUGAAAGCUAAAGCUAUUGAUCUCUUCCUUAAAUUGUUUGAUUAUGCUCAGAUCGAUGAUGAAAGAGAAAAAGUAGAAUUAACUGAUUCAUCUGUCGAUAUAAUCUCAUCAUGCUUUGAAGGUGAAGGUACGGAUGCUGAAGUUGAGCUACAAGUUGUACGUGCAUUGAUGCAUUGUAUUCUUCUUAUGCCUUGCCAUGGUGCAUCAUUGUUGAAAGCAGUGAGACAAAUAUACAACGUCUUUAUCUUUUCGUUGAAUGCAAGAAACCAAUCAGUAGCACAAGGAAUAUUGACACAAGUUAUUGCGGCCAUCUUUCAAAGAAUUAAUGAUGCAUCUGUCAUGAGGAAUACAUCUUCUAAGUCAGACAGUACUUCGAAUAUCAAAUCACCGUUAAACACGAGCGAAGAGGUUGUUAAUUCUGUGGAAGAAACCACUCAAGAAAGGUUAACUUUAGAAAACUUAGAAAAAAUUAAUGAUGAUACUAAUGACAAUGAUCGUGUUAACGAAGCUAACAAGGCUACUGAAAAAGACGAAGACUUGGUAGUUAAGGACGCGUUUUUAAUUUUCAGAGCAAUGUGUAAACUUUCAGUAAAACCAUUAGAAUCUGAUGCGUUGGAUAUGAGGUCACACUCAGUUAGAUCAAAAUUACUAUCUUUGCAUAUUAUUCACACUGUACUCAAAGAGCAUAUUGAGAUAUUUUUGAGUCAUGAUGUGGUUAUCUUAUCUUCUCAUUCCAACGAACAAACUAGGUUAAUCAAUGCAGUAAGACAAUAUGUUUGCUUAUCAUUAUCUAGAAAUGCGGCCUCAUCUCUUGCACCUGUUUUUGAACUUUCAUUAGAGAUAUUCUGGUUGAUAAUUUCGAAUUUACGUUCUGAAUUUAAGAGGGAAAUUCCUGUAUUUUGGGACGAAAUAUAUUUUCCGGUAGCAGAAAUGAAAACUUCAACUCCACAUCAAAAGAGGUAUUUACUCUCUAUUAUUGAGAAGUUAUGCAAUGAUUCCAGAUGUAUUAUAGAAUUUUAUUUGAAUUAUGAUUGUGAUAGCUCUAUGCCUAAUGUUUGUGAAAAAGUCAUUGAUUACUUAACGAAGCUUUCCUUAAUACGAAUUGAAGUAACUCCGCAACAAAAGCAGGCAUACAUUAACAAUAGAAGAAAAGGAAUAUCGGUAUAUGAUAUUAGUAAAAUUGCUAACUUGACCAGUAGCACUAUGGCUUCCAAACCACCUGAACCAGAAAUAUAUAAUAGUUUCCCGUUAGAAUAUGCAUUAAAAAUGACCUCUAUUAGUUGUUCGGUUGCAUUUUUACGCUCCUUAUACUCUUGGGCUCAAAAGGGAAUUCGUAAUAAUACAAAAUUAGGAAACGGUACGAUGAAUCAAAAUGGAUCACACUUGUCUCUUAAUAUGGAGAAAACCAGAAGUGGCGGUGAAUCAAGUAUAUCUACUAUGAACAAUUCCCGUAAUGCAUCCUUUGUUAAUGGUUCCAACACAGAUGCAUUUAGCGAAUCUGAUGACCCUGAGCAAUUUGAAAAUUUGAAACAACGUAAGAAGGCUUUCUUGGAAGGUGUAAGACAAUUUAAUCAAAAACCUAAGAAAGGUCUUAAGUAUUUCUUGGAACAAAAUUUCAUUGCUUCUGAUGAACCAAAAGAUAUAGCAAUAUUUUUGCUUGAAACAGAUGGUUUGGAUAAAGCUGCCAUAGGUGAGUUUUUGGGCGAAGGUGAUGAAAAAAAUGUUGCUAUAAUGCACGCUUUCGUUGAUCAAAUGGACUUUACUAAUAGUGGAUUCGUGGAUUCAAUGAGAAGAUUUUUGCAAUCUUUCAGAUUACCAGGUGAAGCGCAAAAGAUUGAUAGAUUUAUGUUAAAAUUUGCUGAAAGAUAUCUUUUAGGGAACCCUACAGUAUUUUCUAAUGCAGAUGCAGCUUAUGUAUUAGCAUAUUCAGUUAUCUUACUUAAUACGGAUUCACAUUCACCUCAAAUUAAAGUUAGAAUGACUCUCGAUAAUUUCAUUAUGAAUAAUGCUGGUAUUGAUGAUGGUAAAGAUUUACCCCGUGAAAUGUUGGAGAAGAUUUACGAUGAAAUCCAAGUAAACGAGAUUAAGUUACAAUCAGAACAACAUGCAGCCUUAUUAGCAGGUGAUAUUAAUAUGCCACAGUCUACUCCGUCUAUGGGUUUCUUUGGAGGUCGUGAUUUAAACCGCGAAGCUUACAUUCAUGCUUCAAAGGAAAUGUCUACUAAAACUGAAAAGUUAGUAAGGAAUUUGGGUAAAAGAUUAAAAUCUGAUGACUCUAACGGGGGUGUUUUUUAUGCAGCCUCUCAUGUGCAUCACGUUAAAUCAAUCUUUGAUACAUUAUGGAUGUCUAUAUUAGCUGGAUUAACACCGCCAUUUAAGGAAUAUGAUGAAGAAUACAUCACUAAAAUGAGUUUAGAAGGAAUUAAAUUAUCCAUUCGUAUUGCUUGCAUGUUUGAUUUAGAUUAUGCUAGAACUUCAUUUAUUGGUGCCUUGGUUCAAUUUCAAAAUUUGAACAACUUUCAAGAGAUGAAGACAAAGAAUGUUGAUGCAAUUUAUAUAAUGCUUGAAUUAGCUGUAUCGGAAUGCAAUAGCUUAAAAUCUUCAUGGAUACAAGUGUUAACUUCUAUUUCACAAUUAGAAAGAUUACAGCUAAUUGCUCAAGGCGUUGAUCAAGAUUCUAUUCCUGAUGUUUCCAUUGCAAAAUUAGUAAACAGAUCUUCUAUCGAUAGCACCGCAGCAAGUGCUGGAUUUUUCAGCCUGUUUACUUCUUCAACAACUGCUUCACAAACCGCGUCAAAUAAAUUUCAUAAUCAACAUUUGAACCAGAAUGUUGCUCAAUUAUUAACUAGAACUGAGCUUGAAGUUGCUAUGGAUAAAGUGUUCACGAACAGUGCUAAUUUAUCUGGUGAGAGUAUCGUUGAUUUCGUAAAGGCCUUGUCUAAAGUUUCCUCGGAAGAAAUCGAGUCUUCGGGUCAGAGUACAAAUCCAAGAAUGUUUUCAUUGCAAAAGGUGGUAGAUAUUUGUUAUUAUAAUAUGAGUCGUAUUCGUCUUGAGUGGUCUCAAUUAUGGUCUAUCAUGGGUGAAACUUUCAACAAAGUAGGCUGUCAUAGUAACCUGGCGGUUGUAUUCUUUGCUUUGGAUUCAUUGAGACAAUUAUCAAUGAGAUUUUUAGAGAUAGACGAAUUAUCGCAUUUUAAGUUUCAAAAAGAGUUUUUGAAACCUUUUGAACAUAUUAUUCGUCACAAUGAAUCAUUAGAAAUUAAAGACAUGGUCUUAGAAUGUAUUAAUAACAUGAUUUUAGCUAAAGCAAAUAAGAUAAAAUCAGGCUGGAAAACUAUAUUUGGCGUUUUAACGGCUGCAGCUAAAGAAAAUAAAGAAUCUUUAGUCCUUAAAAGUUUUAAGAUGGCUAAUUGGAUUAAUAAAGAAUACAUUCAUGAGGUGCGCUCCCAAGAGUCAUUUGCCGAUCUCGUUGUUUGUUUCACUGAAUUAGCAAAGAAUGAACGUUUCCAGAAAGUUAGUUUGUUAGCUUUAGAUGUGUUACUGAAAUUAAUUACCCAAAUUGCUGGAUUCAGCUUCAAAACUACAGAUAACGAAACAGAGACAUUGGCUGUAAAUAAAGAUGAUGUUGAUCAGCAAUCGGUAGUGAAGAAUGACAAUCUUGUAAAGUUGUGGUUUCCUGUUUUGUUUGGAUUCCAUGACAUUAUUAUGACUGGUGGAGAAUUGGAAGUCAGAUCUAGAGCAUUGAAUUCUUUAUUCGAUAUUUUGUUACAUUAUGGAGAAUAUUUUGAAUACGAUUUUUGGGAUCUUAUUUGUCACCAAUUAUUAUUCCCUAUAUUCAGUGUUUUAAGUAAUCAUUGGGAGUUGCAUAAUGUUGAUAAUAAUGAUAAAUUAUCUGUGUGGUUAUCUACAACAUUAAUUCAAGCGUUGCGUAACAUGAUUACUUUAUUUACUCAUUAUUUCGAUGCAUUAAGCAGAAUGUUAGGUGGUUAUUUGAAUUUACUUACAUCAUGCAUUUGCCAGGAAAACGAUACAAUUGCUAGAAUUGGUAGAUCAUGUUUGCACACCUUAUUAAUAGAUAAUGCAAGCAAAUUCAAUAGCGAGCAAUGGGAAAAGAUCACUAAUGCAUUUUCUGAUUUGUUUGAUUUAACCACAGCAAAGGAAUUGUUUACAUUAGAUCCAUUGCGUGCCAAAGACCAACAAUCACCAAAGGAGGAAGAGUAUGGAAUUGAAGAAUUCGGCGACGAAAGUAAUACCGAGUCGCCAAGGAGCACGUCGUCCCGUAUUUUCGACGACACUGAAGCUAGAUUGCGCAAGUCUAAGGAGAAGUCUUCGAUUGUGGUGAAAUGUGUUUUACAAUUGUUAAUGAUUGAAACUUUAUCCGAGUUAUACGAAAAUGACAUGUUUUAUGAAUCCGUUCCUCAUGACUUUUCUGUCAAGUUGGCCACAUUGUUACACGACAGUUAUGAAUUUGCCAGAAAGUUUAACGAUGACUACGAUUUGAGAGUCAGAUUGUGGAAUGCCGGAGUUAUUGAAAGGCUUCCAAACCUUUUGAAGCAGGAAUCUAGUUCGGCCGCUGUUUUCAUCAAUAUCAUGUUUAGAAUGUACUGUGACGACGACAAGACGAAUACCCAUUCUAAAAAGUCCAUCAUGGACUCCGUUAUCCCAUUAUGCAAUUCAAUAACCGAGAGAUACUCCGAAUUCGACGAAACCAACCAACUGAGGAACAUUACCACUUGGAAACCAGUCAUUAUCGAAAUCUUCCAGGGCUUUGUCGAGCUUGACGAGGAUGAUUUCCUCGAAUACACUCCACAUAUGUACCAAUUGACUUUGAAACUCUUCUCGAAGAGCAUGACUCCCGACUUAAGAUCGGCAGUUAAGAUAUUCUUUGCCAGAGUUGGUGACACCUUCAUUACUACUAGAAAUACGUGA
Messenger RNA from Debaryomyces fabryi, 5460 nucleotides. RefSeq names its product Arf family guanine nucleotide exchange factor (gene SEC7). Lineage: Eukaryota; Fungi; Ascomycota; Pichiomycetes; Serinales; Debaryomycetaceae. Gene Ontology annotation, molecular function: guanyl-nucleotide exchange factor activity. Bases 1 to 5460 code for a protein of 1819 amino acids. The record is from RefSeq and is a predicted model, not a curated record. The transcript has a single exon. Gene Ontology annotation, biological process: regulation of ARF protein signal transduction.